Danio rerio (zebrafish) is the source of this 3939-nucleotide messenger RNA. Lineage: Eukaryota; Metazoa; Chordata; Actinopteri; Cypriniformes; Danionidae. The record is from RefSeq and is a predicted model, not a curated record.
UUUGUUUGGAGGGCGGAGGCGUCUAAAAGAUUGAAAAAACCUUUGGUGUUGAAUGUAACAGUCUGUACUUCUGUUAAAUGUCCACCAGAUGGAGCCACAAUCUUUUCUAAAUACAUAUCUUACCAUAAAAAAUAUAUAAACUUAACGUGAAUAAAGUUUUAAAAUAAUAUUUAAUAAACAGUGACUAAAGACCUGUGACCCGAUGUGGAAUAAUUGAUUCGGAGAACAUACAUGGUGGAUAUUGGCAUGUCAUUUAACUCAGACAUGUCAAAGAAAGCUUUCAGUUGAGGAAACUCUCUCUCUCUCUCUCUCUUUCACUCUCCUAGUAUCUUUCUCGGUCUCUUUUUCUCUCUCUCUACUCAGAGUAUCGAGGUAUUGCGCUCGACAGAGCAUCUUACCACCUUUGAGUGACUCUCGCUGAUUCUGCUGUUAAAUUCAGGAAUAUUAUAAGCAUCUCGCUGAAUGUUCUCGCUGACCUGAAAGAGAUCAGAAAGAACAGAAAGACCGGAGGAGUUUUACUACAAUGAAACGCAAACUGAUGCUGAUGCUGCUCGCGCUCGGGCUGUCCUGCGUGCGCGCGCACAGAGUGAAUAAGCACAAGCCGUGGAUCGAGACCUCGUAUCAUGGCGUCAUCACAGAAAACACAGAUGAGGUUCUGCUGGAUCCUCCUUUAGUGGCUUUGGAUAAAGAUGCACCAGUUCCAUAUGCAGGAGAAAUCUGUGGUUUCCACGUGCAGGGCCUCAGCGCUCCAUUUGAGGCUGUGCUUCUGAACGGGACUUCCGGAGAGGGCCGGCUGCGGGCACGAGGGCCGAUCGACUGCGAACGACACCGAGAAUUCAGCUUCAUCAUUCAGGCUCACGACUGUGGCACAGGACCACAGGGCCACGGACAGAAGAGAUCGCAUAAGGCAGCGGUGCGUGUGCAGGUGGGAGAUGUGAAUGAGUUUUCUCCAGUGUUUGGUCAGCUGGAGUAUCACGGCUCAGUGACGGAGGGUAAAGUGUAUGACAGUAUCCUGCAGGUUCAGGCAUCAGAUCAGGACUGUUCUCCACAAUAUAGCCAAAUCUGCAACUACCAGAUCACCUCGCCGGACACAGCCUUCGCUGUGGAUCGCAACGGAAACAUCAGGAACACUGAGAGUCUGAGCUUUGAGAAGAAAUCGCACUAUAAGAUUCGUGUGACGGCACUGGAUUGUGGUCAGAAGAGAGCGAUGCAGGAAGCGAUCGUGCACAUCCAUGUGAAGCCCAUCUGCAAACCUGGAUGGCAGGGCUGGAGGAAGCUUGUUGAUUAUGAGCCAGGAGCAGGCAGUAAGCUCUUAUUUCCCAAGAUGCACCUGGAGACGUGCGAGGGAUCGGUGUCCUGGAUUCGGACCACAGUGGAGCUGGAGACGAGUGGUGUUGGACGCGGCUGCGACUCGGAGAGAUCCUUACAGAAGCUCUGCGGAUCUUCAUCGGGCAGCACAGCUCUUCUUCCGGCCACUGGUGGAGUAUGUAACUGGACGGUGACUCUCGUGAGAGACAGCGGGCGGGACAGUGACCUCGCAUACCGAUUUGAUGGACACCAAGCAGCCAAAAUCCCAGACUGGGUCGUCCCGCAAAAUCUAACCGACCAGUUCACCAUAACCACAUGGAUGAAGCACGGGCCGAGUCCAGGACAGAGAGCCGAGAAAGAAACACUGCUCUGCAACUCUGACAAAACUGAGAUGAACAGACACCAUUACUCUCUGUAUGUGCAUAACUGCAGGCUGGUGUUCCUGCUGAGGACGGACUACACGCAGACCGACUCCUUCAGACCUGCAGAGUUUCACUGGAAACUAGAGCAGAUCUGUGAUAAGGAGUGGCAUUAUUACGUCCUGAGCGUUGACUUUCCAGUGGUGACUCUGUAUGUGGAUGGCGUGACGUACGAGCCGUAUCUGGUAACAGACGACUGGCCCAUUCACUCCUCUCAGAUCGACGUGCAGCUCACAGUUGGAGCCUGCUGGCAAGGUGGAGAGGUCUCUAAAGCAAAGUUUUCACAGUAUUUUCGAGGCAGUUUGUCUGGACUGACGAUACGACCGGGAAAAAUCGAAAGCCAGAAGAUCAUCUCCUGCCUACAGGCCUGCAAAGAAGGACUAGACAUCACAUCUCUGGAAAACCUCGGACAGAGAAUCAAGUUUCACCUGAAUCCGGCUCAGUCUGUGCUGGUGAUGGAGGCUGAGGAUCUGGAGCAGAUGAACGGCGCGCUGAGGAAAGUUUCCUACAUCAACUCUCGGCAGUUUCCUACUAUGGGCUCUCGUCACCUCCGCAUUUCCACCGCAGUGCAGUGUUUUGGAGAGGAUGUGUGUAUUUCUGUCCCUGACAUUGAGGUGGUUGUCAUGGUAAUGCAGCCCAGUGAAGCACGCAUCACAAUCACUGGGGCGGAGCAUCUCACAAUCCCCGCCUACGACCUUGCCCUCGGCCUAUCGCUGUUCAGAGAUUUGCAUAUCAUCAGCACGGUUACCAAAAGGGACAAAGUGACAAACAUGGAUCACAGGUCAAGUGCAAAGGAAACUGCUCAUAAUCUGGAUUACUGUGACAUCUUGGUAUUGGGGGAGGAGUUAAGGGCGGGGCUAGAGAGUCUGGAACUGCAUCACAGUGCCUUAUUGGGAAAACACCUGGAAUACGCCAACUCCAGCACCGGCAUGUCCAUAUAUGGUGUGGACUCUAUUUCUCACUACACUGAGGUGAUCAGACAGGUGCGAUAUCAGAGCCGUCGUGCUGUCGAUUCAGUCCGCACCUUCAGACUCACCUGUUCAGAACUCAACGGACGAUACACUAGCGAUCAGUACACAUUACAGGUCAACAUCCUUCACAGUGAGGAGGCCAGAGAACAUGUCAAUCAUUUGAUGACCCCACCCAAAUCUAUGCAAAUUACUCAUCGUACAGUCAUGGAGUCUAACAACUACUUCAACUUAGUUGUGCCUGCUGUUUCUACAUCAGUGGUUGUGGUGUGCAUCGCCGCCCUGCUGGUGGUUCUGCUGGGCGUUUACCAGCUCAACCAAACACAAAACAAAGACAGCAUCCAAACACACACACUGGCAGAGGAACAAGUGGACUGUGAAGGCUCUUCUCUCUCCAUCACUGUCAACCCACUGCAGAAUUGUCAGGAGCUUCAGUCAGCAGAAGUUACAGAGGAGGAGGAGGAUGAAGAAGACUGCGCUAUCUCUAGCACUGAAUCCGACAGCGAUGAGGAGGAAACAGACACACCUUUUACACAUCGACAAACCAAGCAGCAAUGGGGGAAAGCAACAUUACACUGCUGAAAAACAUCACAAUGCUCUCUACCUGUAGCAUUACAGCGUCCUGCAAUACAAGUUUACAAGCAAACACACACAUACACACACAGACAUCCUCAGAAAAGACUCGACGCGGCACUGAUCCUUCGUGGUACUGUUUCAGUUUGAGAUGAUGACAAACUAAUAAUAAAAAAAAACAUCCCGUCUGAUCCCUUUACGCUCUGUCUCUACCGCUGGAGGACAAUAACAAAGCAGGAGACUGAAGCAGCGGUGAAACUCUGAAUGCUCAUAAAAGCAGCCGCCGGUUCGGGCUUUUGAUAUAAGAGAGUUUCUUUUUUUUUUUUUUUUUGAGGCCUCUACGGUGGAUCUCAUUGGAUGGGAAAUGAUCAUGCUAACAUUAACGUCCUGAAUUUUAGCUGUAAUGAGAACACUUUUUGACAUGAUUCAUUCAGUGCUGGGUAGAUAACUGUAAAAAAACCUGUGUUGUUACUGAUUACAAUGCAUAAUUGUUGUAGGUAAUCUACAUUACACAUUUUUUUAAUUUUUGUGCUGUUGGGGAUGUUUUCAUCCACUCUAGGGUGAUUUUGUGGGUCAAUUUUCCACAACUAGUGAUGUACGGAUCACAAAUCUCACAGUUCGGAUCACAUUAUGGUUUUUUAGUCACGGAUCGGACUAUUUUUCGGAUCAGC